AUUUUCUAUCUUUUUUUUUUAAUUCAUUUGUUUUUUCUCAAGAAUCAGGAAAGCAAACAUCGCUCAUUUUUUGUACCCUGUCGAUUGAAACGUAGCAAAGACAAUGUGUCUAUUCAACUUGAUACAGCUCAGAUGGUAUCUAUCUAUAUGGCCUCCGAGGAUUUCAUCCCUGAUAGUGUCUUCCAUCCUCUAGUUGUGAGCUUGAUUGGAAUGGUACAAGAUAUGGGCUACACAGCCAUGCUGGAAUUAUUUAGCAACUAUGCAAACAUCCGCCUAGGACGUGAACACACUCUCAGCUUAGGACCAGUAGUCAUUAAUAACAAGCCCUCAUUGAAGCUGGAAAUAUUACGACUGUCUAUCACUCAGGAGGAUGGUACCAAGACACCAAUAGGUGAACCCAGUCCUAGAGUAUGUAUGCAGGUUUUAGAGUUUCCGAAGAAAGAGAUGAAAGUGCUGACAUCUGGAAUGAAGCACACACGUUAUAAGUUCCGUGUCCUGUGCUGGGUAAACUUGCAAGAAAUGCACUUCCAUGAAUUAGAAGAGUGCCUGGAAAAUGACUGUAUCCUAUGUGGGAAGGUAUUGAUAACCACAGCCAAACUUCAGAGGAUGUUCAAGAAUAGGCAACUAGUGACAGAUCUUGCUAAUUGA
Messenger RNA from Anneissia japonica, 648 nucleotides. RefSeq lists its product as uncharacterized. The record is from RefSeq and is a predicted model, not a curated record. NCBI's taxonomy places the organism in Eukaryota, Metazoa, Echinodermata, Crinoidea, Comatulida, Comatulidae. Bases 133 to 648 code for a protein of 171 amino acids. The transcript has 4 exons.